GUUAAAUGUAUGAAUUUAGAAUUAGAAAUUUGUGAUGUUGGGUUUUCUUUCACCAUGUCAUUUUCUGUAGUAAAAACUGAAUCCUUGCCCAUGAUUAAAGUGGGGAGGUGGAUCACAUGGCAAUAAUGUGCUAGGGAUCAAGGAAUAUUUCCAGCAUUGGGGAGACAGGAGGGGAUUGUGAAUUGUUCUGGGCAAGAGUCCCAAACUUGCUCACCUCCCAACUGCCACAAUCAUCCUCUGUUGUACUCCACUAUUUACUUUAAAGUUGUUUACCCAACUGGAACGGACUACUUUUCUCUAAUGCAUUUUCCCUCUUAGAGCUCGAACUGAGUCGGUAUAGGACAUUAGCACUUAUCGCCUGCAUGUAGUGGCUAAUUAUUUUGCAUGGUGGAGAGGUCUUGUUGCAGAGAUUCUGGGGAUCUGUCCCGUUCACCAACCCUCCUAUUAGCCACUGGAACAAAAGAGAGAGGAAAGUUCUGAAGACGCUGGAGAGUUGCAACCUGUUAAUCUGGUAUACCUUAGGGCAACAGCAAGGAAAAUCAGAGUUCGAAAACAGACAAAAGGAGGAAGGGUUGGUUGAGGUGAGGGAAUCCAGUUUAAGCCUGUGACGGACCCAUGACGAAGGUGUUGGAGAUAAGAGAGAACUUUGGGUUUGAGCCGCUGUCAGAAGACAGGAUACUGGGCUAGUUGGACCAUUGGUCUGACCUGGUGUGGCUGUUCUUAUGUUAAACAAUCCAAUCUGCCUCAAGAUUUGGUAAGUGUUGCCAUCUGGAUUUAUAUCCUCUCAAGUGCAGUGUCCAAGCUGCAGUUUUAGUAAAACUACAUCAUAGUAUUGGCUAGUGCUGAUUGAUAUGACACCCCAGGGAGGGAGCAUUUUCUGCAGGAGCAGCAAUAUUGUUUUAUUUUCAUCGCACCUGAUUGAGACCCAUAAAGCAGUUAUGUUUCAGAGAUCAUCAUAGCUGUGAUCCCUUUGCCUGGCAUAUUGCUGUGCUGACUGCUGGUCAGAGCAUUGCUACACUCGAAGAUCCCCACACACAUUGCAAAGCUACCAUAAUGCAGUCUAGGAUCUGCCCCGCUGUGGAUGGUAAUAGUAUGUUAUUGGCCCAAUGAAAGAGAAUGCAUUCACAUUAGCAAUGAGCAGGCAUUUUAAAAAAGAAAAAUGGAAGACUUAAAAAAUAUUCUGGAGAGGGUGCAGCUUUUCAGAUUUAAAAAAAUAACGUGAAUUUAAUGCUCAUGGAAGGUGAUGGAUUGAUGGCCCUGGAGAAUGGAAGGACUGUAUCCUAUGAACAGGAUAAGCAUGCAAGUUUCCUCAAAUGUUACUCUGUGCCUGUCAAAAUCCCUUACCUUUAACUUGAAGACAGCAUCUCUUCAGGUAACAUUGUAGUCUAGUUUGCAUGCCAAUACAGUGUUCUCUGCUACUGAACAUAUCAGCUGUGGUGGGAUACCACUGAGGUGGAUGCCUAGUGACUGGGAAAUGGACGGAGACCACCAAAUUAAUGUAACAUACCUUCCAGUGUCAUUUGGCAACGUAACAGCUUUCAGUAAUAACUCACCUGUUUUAGAUUUAUUUUGUACUGGUGAUGUAGGCACUCUAGGACGCUUGCCAAAUGCUUUUCAGGUUUUAUUUGCUCCAUGUGGAUAUUCACGAGCCAUUGAAAUAUAUAGUGUGACUAGACAUGGAAUGAUGGUAGGAUACAAUUAUUAUUUAUUGAGCUCCAGACAUAAUGCACAAGUUACUUUCAAUCUAAAUCUGAUGCAGGUAGAACAGUUUAGACAAACAAUAAACUGGCAGAAGAUAAAGGCUGUGCUGUAAGGCAAAACAGAACUCUAAACAGCCAGACCCUCUUAGCCUUUUCAAAAAUUAGGUUUAUUAAAUUAGAACUCAGAAAACAAAGAGACGGCUCCUAUUUGUAAUAGACUUUCUUAUUUUCCUCACCUUGCAACACAGUCUCACCCCCACAAAGUACUCAUGUGCUUCACCCACAGAACUAUAUGCAAGAACGUGUAUUUCCUUUUUAAUUUGGCCUGAAUUUUCUCUCUAACCUAGUUAGAGAAAAAAAUCCCCAAAGAGCUCUGCUGCCUAUGACAACAGCAUGGGGCAGGUUAACUUUAAAAAGUAGCUGGCACAAUGGAACUGCUGAGGGAAAACCCCAUGAUGAAAAAUGGAACACACCCAAAGGUGAAUUCCCUGAGGUCUCCAGCUGGCAUUAUAAGCAGGCUGUCUGGAGCCAAAGUCAGCAGAUCAGAGCAGCCAGUUUUCUGAUACAUUUGAAGUGUAGACUAUAGUAAAACGUUACUGAACUGAAAAUGACCAACUUUAUCAGCAGAAGCUUGAUCCUGGCUUCUUUGAUGGGGCUGCUGCUGUUGUACCUGUCUGGCAUUUCUGAAGCACAAAACAAUCAAGAUUGCUGCCUCUCUUACUCCGCAGUACGGCUGCCUCGAGGAGUCAUAAAGGGCUACACAGAACAGCUAUCCAGUGAAGUCUGCGACAUCAAUGCUAUCAUUUUUCACACAAAGAAUGGAAUGAAAGCUUGUGCAAAUCCAGAAGACCGCUGGGUGAAGAAGCAUCUUCUUUGGCUGAGCCAUAAACUCAAGAAGAUGUCACUGUAAUGUGGGUUUUGAAAUGGAACCAGACACAGAGGCGGCUGCAGAACCUAAACUAGGUUGGAAUCAUCUCUUUGUACACGAUGUGUGCUUACUGACCAUUAUUCCUGGCUUCUUUGGAACCACUGAAUUACUGAAGUUGAUUCAUAUUGCAUCAUUUGUUUGCUUGACUUAAGCAUUUUGUUAAAGUUGCUUUUCUUUGCUAAUAUACAAUAUUUGAUUACUGUGUAGAAGAAGAAAACUGUUUUAAACUAUUAUACAAAAUAUGUGCCCUAUUGGGUUUAGAGCAUUUGGAUGUCAUUUGUGCUAUUUAGCAUAAGUAAAAUUGAUAAUUUAUUCUAUUUAUUGUUACAUCAUAGGCAUUUUUUGUGCCAAAAGCUGUUCCCUUUUAAUUCUAAGUAAUAUGAUCAAGAACAAAUGGAUUAAAUAUUUUUAGACUACUGUAAAAACAUGUGCUUGAGAGAAAGUGGAGUCUGUGGAAACUUUAAAAAUUACAUUAAAAAUCCAAAAUGAGA
This is a messenger RNA of Trachemys scripta elegans, 3119 nucleotides long. RefSeq names its product C-C motif chemokine 20-like. Gene Ontology annotation, cellular component: extracellular region. Gene Ontology annotation, biological process: G protein-coupled receptor signaling pathway; positive regulation of GTPase activity; monocyte chemotaxis. Lineage: Eukaryota; Metazoa; Chordata; Testudines; Emydidae. Gene Ontology annotation, molecular function: CCR chemokine receptor binding; chemokine activity. The record is from RefSeq and is a predicted model, not a curated record. The coding region runs from base 2308 to 2610 and encodes 100 amino acids. The transcript has 6 exons.